UUAUAUUAUUAUCAAAGGAAAGGGAAUUGAAUUGAGGUUAUAUUUUAUAAUCACGUUUCACGACUCGACUCUCGACUCAUAUUUUAUUGAUAUUCGAUAAAAGAUAAAACUAUUUUAUUUAAGAUGAAAGUAAGAACAGAUCAAUGUGAUUUAUUAUUAACGAUGGCCGAAAAUACUCCGGAAUUAAUAACUAAUAAAUUUAAUGGGAUUGCUGGCAAAGCCAAAGGCCACGCCAUGUGGCAAACGUUGGCAAAUAUAUUAAAUGAUUUGGGCUUUGGGGAAAAAACCACAGCAGAAUGGAGAAGGGCUUUGACUGAUUGGAAGUCAAAAACAAAAGCCAAAGCCGCAAAAUUGAGAAUGGCUCAAGAAGGAACUGGAGGUGGACUUUCUACGGCAUUACCCCUCACAGAUUAUGAGAAGAGACUUCUUAGUUUAAUGGGUAAUUUUGCCGUAGAAGGUGAUGGGGAGUAA
Molecule: messenger RNA, 471 nt
Organism: Psylliodes chrysocephalus
Lineage: Eukaryota; Metazoa; Arthropoda; Insecta; Coleoptera; Chrysomelidae
Source: the annotation of a GenBank genome assembly